GUCUUCACCGUUAAACGUCACCCAGAAGCCGCUCCGGCGAAUGGGGGUGCAUGAUGGCUGAGAAAGCUCACUUCUGACGAUGAAGAACGACUGCUUCAAACGGCUAGUACAGGGGGCCUCUGACAAUCAAAGACAGACGGGAGCAAGAGGUAAGCAGCCAUAUGUGAUCGAGAAACAGUGCUUUGAUUUCUGGAUAUGAUCUUUCUCUUCAAUGCUUGUUCGAGUUUUCAGGAGUUUUUUGUUUUCGCGUCUAACAGUAACUAAACAGAGAAUGGAAGAAAGAUGCCUGGUAUCGAGCAGGAGGUGCGCAUUAACGGCCACUCUUCCCCUUCUUAUGCUGCUUUCCAAGCAAAAAAAAAUGGCAUGACCAAAAAGCUCCCCUCUGACUCUGUUAUUAACCUUGACCAUGGUGAUCCAAAAAUGUUCGAGCUAUAUUGGCAGAAGAUGGGGGACAAGUGCACAGUGGUGAUCUCCGUCUGGCAAUCGCUAAGCUACUUCUCCGACAUUACAAACUUGUGCUGGUUUCUGCAGCCGGAAUUAGCGGAAGAGAUCAGACGCUUGCAUCAUUUGGUGGCCAGCACUGAAACAGAAGGUCGUUACAUUGUGGUUGGUACUGGUUCAACUCAACUCUUUCAAGCAGUGCUCUAUGCUUUAUCAUCUCCCGAUUCAACAGAAUCGAUCAACAUCAUUUCAACCGUUCCAUACUAUUCGUCUUAUCCGACGGUCACCGAUCUCUUAAACUUCGGGUUCUACAAAUGGGCCGGCGACGCAUACAUGUACAAAGGUGAUCUACCUUACAUAGAGCUCGUAACCUCCCCAAAUAAUCCAGAUGGGUUUAUUCGGGAAAUGAUGGUUAACCGGAGUGGAGGGAAGCUUAUUCAUGACCUGGCUUACUAUUGGCCUCAAUAUACACUGAUUACAACUCCAACGGAUCAUGAUCUCAUGCUAUUCACCAUCUCCAAAAGCACUGGCCAUGCUGGGCCACCAUCUCCAAAAGCACUGGUCAUGCUGGGUCACAGGCAGAUCAUGAUCUCCAAAAUCUCAUUCAUGAUCUCAUGCUAUUCUCAAGAUCAUGUCUGA
Messenger RNA from Nelumbo nucifera (sacred lotus), 1080 nucleotides. NCBI's taxonomy places the organism in Eukaryota, Viridiplantae, Streptophyta, Magnoliopsida, Proteales, Nelumbonaceae. The record is from RefSeq and is a predicted model, not a curated record.